AUGGAGAUGAUCCGGAAGCUACACCCAAUACUCGCAAACCGGCACCUCGAUACACGCAUCAAAUUGACGGUUUUGAAGAGCGUUAUCGUACCGCCGCGAGAGUACGCCGGAGAAGUAUGGGAAGGAAAUAUCAAGGGAGUGAAAGAACUCGAGGUGGCGCAGUUGAAACCAGCGAAAAUCAUUCUAGGAUGCUCCAAGCGCACAAGUAAUGCAGCCGUCNGAGAGUACGCCGGAGAAGGCAGGAUCCAAUCCCUACGGUCGGGAAGAGACGCGAGGAAGCUGACAUGGCAGUAUCGCAUGUGCGGGAUGGGAGAGGAGAGGUUGCCGAGAAUUGUAUGGGAGGCGAAGUGGGCAAACAAAAAGAGGGGUAGACAACCCACGGAAUGGGUCAAGGUUGUAGAGGACGUAUGGAAGGGGCUCGACAUCGACGAAGAUGAAACGCUGGAAACGGAGGGUCUACAGGGGUUCAAGGAGAAGAUAUCUGUUGCUUGUGCCGAGAGAGAAGAACAGAAUCUGAGGAAAGAAUCCAAGGAUAAGGAGGGUCUAGAAGUGUACGGAAUGUCGAAGGAAGGAGUAGGGUUCAAGGAGUACCUACAUGGACCAAUGGAUGCAGGAACAAAGCUUAAGGUCAAAUUCAGGACCGGGGACAUAGGCCUUCGAGAACGUCGACGAAGACAUAGGACGGUAGACGAGGAAGACGACGAGUUCAAAUGUGAUUGCGGCUUCGAAUGCGAAGACCGU
Messenger RNA from Ectocarpus sp. CCAP 1310/34, 741 nucleotides. The record is from the annotation of a GenBank genome assembly. Lineage: Eukaryota; Phaeophyceae; Ectocarpales; Ectocarpaceae.